This is a messenger RNA of Phragmites australis (common reed), 1341 nucleotides long. RefSeq lists its product as uncharacterized. Bases 165 to 563 code for a protein of 132 amino acids. The transcript is spliced from 2 exons. Lineage: Eukaryota; Viridiplantae; Streptophyta; Magnoliopsida; Poales; Poaceae. The record is from RefSeq and is a predicted model, not a curated record.
CACUACAAGUUAGUGGUUACACUUGCCUUUCCCCUACUUCCCAGGCGCAAUCACACCACCGCUUCUCUCUUCUCGCUCUCGCUCGCUUUCCCCUACUUCCCAGGCAAGCAUCGAAACCAACCAAGUAAAGAAGCUAUCGUUCCGGGGCUCGGCGGGGUCUUUCCAUGGCGUACUACGGCGACCGGCGAGCGGAGUCGUCGAUCCUGGAGGCGUUCACGCUGUCGCCGCUGCCGUACCCGGUGAUCCUGAUCCUGCUCAUGGUGACGCUCCUGCUGGGCGUCUCGUGGUUCUUCACCUACGAGGACUUCAUUGAGGAGGCCGCGGAGCAGUUCAGCUGGGCGCUGCUGGCCGUGCCCAUCGCGCUCGUGCUCCUCAUCCGCUGGAUCUCCUCCGUCGACUCCUUCGAGGGCUACUUCGGCUUCUACCCCAGUGAGCGCCGGUGGAGGGGAUACGAAGGCGCCCCCGCCGAGGGUAGCUCCCCCUGGGGCGUUGCCAUGGUCGUCGUGCUCCUGCUCGUGCUCGCCAGCUUCCACUCCACCUUCCAGGACAUGUGGAAGCCCUGAAUCCUGAUACGUAAUUCGAUGAUGUAUGCAACUUGGCUGUCGACGGUGGGUGAUUGGGACUAAGCGGAUGCUUAGUAACGAACGAUUAAGGAGGCAGGACGAAGUCAAAGAUAAUUCUAGUUGUACAUGUGGAUGUCAAGCAAAAUAUAAAAUAAAGGAUGAAGACAGCGUGUUGACAAAGUCAAGCGAAAGGGAUACCGAUGCAAGUGACAAGACAGCCCGAGGGAUCGAGAGCGGAAGAGACUUGUUGGUGGUCAGGAUCGCAAGACGGAGUAGACGUGUCGAUAUCAGAGCACUUGCUUAAGGUCUAAGCAAGUGAUGAGUCACGCUUUGAGAAGUGUGGAGAGGGUUUUACAGUUGGGCCUCAAAACCGUGGGAGGAUUGAAGGAGUAUGUAGCAUCAUCGCGAAGCUUGCGUCGAGGUGAAGCUAAGUCAUGAAGGCGUCGCGGCUGUUCGAUGGACGGGGUAAGAAAUUGAUCAAAAUAUCUUUGGUGGUAGGUAGGAGUGUACUAUAAAAGAGAUAUUUUGGUAACAAGUUACGAAAUUUAGGGGUCAAGUUUUCUAUGCCUAUAAAUAGAGGAGUAGGGCUAUGGGAGAGUUUGAACCUGCCACUUGAGCCUCUUUUGUUAUCCAUUUGAGAGCCUAGUGCUAAAGUUUUAGGUGAGAGGAAGAUGAGUGCUUAGCCUAUGUAAUAGAUGAGAGUUUUUAACACAAAAUCCUUACAAUCCGUCUAAAAUAGGGCUGAUCUCUUUGAGUAAUAAAGUUAUGUUUUUGCAUA